This is a messenger RNA of Tripterygium wilfordii, 2227 nucleotides long. Its product is annotated as monocopper oxidase-like protein SKS1. The record is from RefSeq and is a predicted model, not a curated record. Gene Ontology annotation, cellular component: plasma membrane. Gene Ontology annotation, molecular function: oxidoreductase activity; copper ion binding. Lineage: Eukaryota; Viridiplantae; Streptophyta; Magnoliopsida; Celastrales; Celastraceae. Bases 145 to 1923 code for a protein of 592 amino acids. The transcript is spliced from 9 exons.
UGUUCUUCUCCUUCGCAGAACGUCACAGAAAUACAAAGAGCCGUUCUCUCUGUCUGUCUCUUCUAACAGUAUGUAAAUCGUUAAAAAUUCUGAAAAUUAUUUCUCCAAGUCGCUUGAAAUCCAAAAUCCUACACAGAGACAUACAUGGCUUUGUUUAGCUUUUAUCUGUUUCAUCUAAUCUACAUUGUCCUGUUUUCAAGCCUCUGUUUUGCUGCAGACCCAACUGUGUCUUAUGACUUCAAAGUCUCCUACACCACUGCUUCCCCUCUGGGUGUUCCUCAACAGGUUAUUGCAGUUAACGGGCAGUUUCCUGGUCCGCUUAUUAAUGCUACCACCAAUAACCAUGUUAUUGUUAGUGUACAGAAUGAAUUGGAUGAAAAUCUUUUGAUAACUUGGUCUGGAAUCCAAAUGCGGCGUAAUUCAUGGCAAGAUGGUGUGCUUGGAACGAAUUGUCCUAUCCCUCAAGGAUGGAAUUUUACUUAUCAGUUUCAAGUUAAGGAUCAGAUUGGGAGCUUUUUCUAUUUCCCAUCCCUCAGUUUCCAGAGAGCCUCUGGAGGCUUUGGUCCAGUUAUAAUUAAUAAUCGCAAUAUUAUCCCAAUUCCUUUUGCUCAGCCGGAUGGAGACAUUAUCUUUAUGAUUGGUGACUGGUAUACACUAAACCACACGGCAUUAAGGACAACUCUUGACUCUGGAAAAGACCUUGGUAUGCCAGAUGGAGUUCUCAUUAAUGGGAAGGGACCUUUUCGAUACAACACCAGUCUUGUACCUGAUGGAAUUGAGCACGAAUCUAUUCAAGUUGAACCAGGCAAAACUUAUCGAGUUCGUGUGCACAAUGUGGGGAUUUCAACUAGUUUGAACUUCAGAAUUCAGAACCAUAAUAUGCUUCUAGUAGAAACAGAGGGAUUUUAUACUGUGCAACAAAAUUAUACCAACUUUGACAUCCAUGUUGGGCAGUCGUACUCUUUCUUAGUUACUAUGGAUCAGAAUGCAACUAGUGAUUACUACAUUGUGGCUAGUGCUCGGUUUGUAAAUGAAUCACUUUGGCAAAGAGUUACUGGUGUUGCCAUUUUGCACUAUACUAAUUCAAAGGGACCAGCAACUGGUCCUCUGCCUGAAGCACCCAGUGAUAUUUAUAACCAAUGGUCAGCAAUGAACCAGCCAAGAUCAAUCAGGCAGAAUACAUCAUCAAGUGGAGCCCGUCCGAAUCCACAAGGGUCCUUUCACUACGGAUCAAUCAAUGUCACCGACACAUAUGUGUUGAGGAGCUUGCCGCCUGAUACUAUUGAUGGGAAAUAUCGUGCUACAUUUAAUGGAAUAUCAUUUGUCAAUCCUGACACACCAAUUAGGCUUGCUGAUGUGCACAAAGUGAAGGGAUCUUACAAGUUGGAUUUUCCUGCGCGGCCACUUAAUAGACCUACUCUGAUGGACAGAUCAAUCAUUAAUGCAACAUACAAGGGAUUCAUAGAGGUCAUAUUGCAGAACAAUGAUACCAAAAUGAUGAGCUUUCACAUGGAUGGAUAUUCCUUUUUCGUGGUCGGGAUGGCUUUUGGCGUGUGGACUGAAGACAACAGAGGUUCAUAUAAUAAAUGGGAUGCCGUUUCUCGCUCCACGAUAGAGGUUUACCCUGGAGGAUGGACUGCUGUCCUCCUUUCUCUCGACAAUGUUGGUGUGUGGAAUAUGAGAGUAGAAAACCUUGAUCGAUGGUACCUAGGUCAAGAAACAUACAUGAAAAUUGUCAAUCCCGAAGAAAAUGGUGAAACCGAGAUGAGUCCUCCAGAAAAUGUCAUAUAUUGUGGUGCCCUUUCUUACUUGGAGAAGGGACAGAAUCAUGGGUCGUCAACAACAUCAAUACAUGGUGAAAAAUCAAAGCUGUUAUAUAGUCUGCUGUUGGCACUUUCUGCUGCGAUGCUCAUUAUAAGUUAGCCUCUUCAGCUGGUUUGAUGAGGACAAGGUUCUUAGAAAUGGAGGCAUGUCUGGUUUUUUUUUUCAUUGGUGGAAUAUAAUUGUUGGGGUUCGUUUGUAUUACAGAUUCAGAUUAGUUUUGAAAAUGGGGGGGUUGUGACCACAUACAUCGUUGAUGUUUUCUAGUUUUUCUGAAACAAAACUUGGUAGUUGUAGAUGCCCAGUGAAUUGUAAGAUGAUUGGGGAUCCAACGGAUUGACCAUUCUUUUAGUAUCCUUCUGAUUUCCCACAAAUGAAAUGAUUAAAACCCAAAUUUCAAUACAAA